Messenger RNA from Rhodofomes roseus, 582 nucleotides. RefSeq lists its product as uncharacterized. The transcript is spliced from 4 exons. The coding region runs from base 91 to 396 and encodes 101 amino acids. The record is from RefSeq and is a predicted model, not a curated record. Lineage: Eukaryota; Fungi; Basidiomycota; Agaricomycetes; Polyporales; Fomitopsidaceae.
GCGGCCGGACUCGCAUGGAGCUCAUAUGAGGAGGAACAUGUGUCGAUCGACGACGUGUAGUCUUGAGCACUGUGUGUGGUUGCGGUUGCCAUGCCAUUCAACCUUUAUAUCGCGAAAGCCAGAUUACUACUAUUAUACGGUGAAUUCGUUGACGUCUGUUUGGCAUUUCACACAUGCGCAUCGGGCAUGUCCGCCUUUCCAUUUAUGUUUGACAUUCGACAUCUGGUGACCAUCUGUUUUAUGAAUAGGACCCUCUCCGCAUUACCGGCCUGGGCGGCUGUCUAUCGCCCCUACGUGUACGGAUCAACUACUGCAACCUACGUCACCGUUUUCUCAUACUCGUACAAGCAACCUUUGAGCAGAGAAGCCCUGUGGGCGCGCUCGCUCCUCGGCUAGGUCUUCCCUUCACCGAACCUAACCCUCCCAAGUCCGACAAUCUCGGUGCUAUCUCCCUCACGCAGGACCACCAAUACCAUGCGCGUACGAAACACAUCGACAUUCAUUUCCAUUUAAUCCGCUGGAUCAUACAAGAUAAGAAGUUAUAGCUUGUUUACAGCUCUACAGACGAGAUGGUUGCCGACA